This is a messenger RNA of Branchiostoma floridae (Florida lancelet), 2161 nucleotides long. RefSeq lists its product as uncharacterized. Lineage: Eukaryota; Metazoa; Chordata; Leptocardii; Amphioxiformes; Branchiostomatidae. The transcript has a single exon. Gene Ontology annotation, molecular function: calcium ion binding. The record is from RefSeq and is a predicted model, not a curated record. Gene Ontology annotation, biological process: homophilic cell-cell adhesion. Gene Ontology annotation, cellular component: membrane. The coding region runs from base 444 to 2129 and encodes 561 amino acids.
AAAAGUCCUUUUCCCGAUACCGCGAAAUUAGAUCCCCGCGAACUUAAAUGCAUUUACAGUAAUCAUCUUCCCUUUUUGUGAUUUGCCCUAAGGCAUUUCCCUAAAUUCUAGGCUAACAGAAGAAUAGAAACGUAUACUCUAGACAUGUUUCCUGCGGCAAUUCCUCUAUAGGGACAGACUGUAGCUGUUUAACAGUAUUGUCAAGUCAAGAGACAGUCACUCUUGUUCACAUGUUGGUGCAUGUCGUCUUGAAAAUAACAGAUACCGGCCAUUCUUUCCAUGAAGAGUUUCUGACUUCAAGCAGGAUCCACGAAGAGUGUUUGGAUGCUACAGAACACUUAGGACUUACUCCAACGUUUUCAGUGUUUUCCAGAAAGGACGGGAGAAAACAGACAACGUCUUGACUAUUCAGUACGUAAGGCCAAUCUAUUGAUUCAAUAGCCAUGGUGACUUCUCGUCAUGUUAUCUUGUUUACUAUUUGUCUGUGUCUCCAAGGCUUCACGACAAGUGGACUCAAUGUCGGCUUGAACGUUUCUGUCCCUGAGAACGCCGCAGUCGGAAGGAAUGUUGUCAGUCUGUCGGCCAGACUGGGAAAACAGCGGGAAGGUGACGGUAGGUGUAGACUUGUAUCCGGUGAUCCGUAUGGACGAUUUACUAUCAAUACAAACUGCACUGUUCUGAUAGCUAACUCCUUGGAUAGAUCGGUCACGUCGGAGUACACUCUGAGAGUCGGUGUCAGUAGUUGGUCCACAGAAAAGACUCCUAACAUUGUCAGUGUCCGGAUACAUGUAGAGGAUGUCGAGGGCUAUCCUCCUGUGUACAACGAAAGCUGUGCGAUACCUACCAAGGAACCACGCCAUGCCGGAAAUCCGUUGUCUUUAGGCCUUCUUCUUGACAUAGAAGGUACGACCAGCGAUGGAGAUUACUUCAGCAUAUUUGAUGGUGCAAAUUCUGUCGACUUAUGGAUGCACAAUAUGAAAGAGGAAGCAAUAGAAACAACCGGGGAAGGAGACUGUAACUUUCAGCUUGUGUGGGCUGUGCUAGUCGAGAAACGUCGCCGAAUUUUCCGGGCGCUGUGGGACGCCGGAUUGCGUAACUGGUCUUGUUCAGAUGACUCAGACCAGGGUUCGAACCAACUUUCUUACUCGCUUUUCAUGACACCACAAGGAGUAGAUAUACCAACUCAACAUGAAUGGAUAGUGAACAACGUGAGUAAUAUUUAUCAGUUUACCGGCACCUGGGUAUCGCAAGAAGGUAGUCGUCUGGCCUGUAAGUUGCCAAGUUUUAGACCAGGCGUCAACAUGGUAUUCCGAGGAGAAAGAUCGUUUCAGAUCGACAGUAUACAGAAGUUCGACAUGAUUCUAUAUCCGGUCGGUUGUGAAGCUGGAAAAUACGGCAUCACCUGUCAAAAGACGUGCAUCUGUAAGAACGGUGCCCUCUGUCAUGUCUUCAACGGAGCCUGCAAAUGUACCCAGGGGUGGCAGGGCGUGGCAUGCGACAUCCCCAAACCCUCAGUUGGUAUUGAGACGGCGCCUAGCGACCCUCAACAUAUUACAAUCUUUGGGAAUGUGACGCUUCGCUGCAGAGCCCAUCAUGUUGUAGUCAGGACUCUGCACUGGCAUUUCCCGAAUGGCUCAAAGAUGGCAACGAGUGGUGUCAAUGAGUCAGUAGUUAUAUUUACCAAGCUUCAAACAAAUGAGGAAGGAAUUUAUACCUGUACAGCUAUAACAUCUACAGGAGAAGUGAUGGCAACCACGUUCCUUCUAAACGCAAGUUGUCCCGAGGACAGGAAAGGGUGGCGGUGUACAGAAGUCUGUGGCUGUGAGCGGGUCCGCUGCGACAGGUGGGCCGGCUGCAUCUGUGGCGAGGGGUGGACAGGAUCCAGGUGUCACACAAGAUGUCCAGAAGGCACGUACGGGAGAGGCUGCACACGACAGUGCACCUGUCAGUACGGAGUCUGUAGACCUAGCGAUGGGAGCUGUAACUGCAGGGCCGGCUGGUACGGAUCGGACUGCAGCCGUCCGUGCGUGAACGGCAGGUACGGACGGAGAUGUCAGUACACCUGUGCGUGUCGUCAUAACGCCAGCUGUAGUCACGUGGACGGCAGCUGCCAAUGUGUAGGAGCCUGAACGGGCAGGUAUUGUGACGUCAUGAAGGGUGA